Molecule: messenger RNA, 997 nt
Organism: Ooceraea biroi (clonal raider ant)
Lineage: Eukaryota; Metazoa; Arthropoda; Insecta; Hymenoptera; Formicidae
Product: DNA repair protein XRCC3
Biological process (GO): resolution of mitotic recombination intermediates; double-strand break repair via synthesis-dependent strand annealing; t-circle formation
Cellular component (GO): replication fork; Rad51C-XRCC3 complex
Molecular function (GO): four-way junction DNA binding; ATP-dependent DNA damage sensor activity; ATP binding
Source: RefSeq, a predicted model, not a curated record
AUCGUCUUUAAAGUACCUCGUUGAUGGCAGUACUUGGCCGGUGGAUUUAUACAUACAUACAUUACUCCCAUCAUGUAUUGAAAAUAUAUUGAAUUAAAAACUCAACGAUAUGUCAAACGACUAAUGAAAAUUAAGCUGAAAAUGGAAGAUAUAUUAGUAACAGAAGCAACUAGUGUCACAGAGAAAUUUCUAACGACUGGUUGCCUAAACUUGGACAGGAUACUGAAAGGUGGUGUACCUUGCCGGGGUAUCACACAAGUUUACGGUGCUGCUGGCACUGGAAAAACACAGUUAGCUCUGCAGUUGUGUCUCACUGUCCAAUUGCCGAUAACCGCCGGUGGUCUCGGAGCAGGUGCAAUAUAUAUUUGCACAGAAACUGCUUUUCCUUCGAGACGGUUGCAGCAGUUGAUAGAAAACUCGGAAAUAGCCAAAACUUAUUCUACCAGCGGAGAUGUCAUAUUUGUGAAUCACAUAGCCACCAUUGAUGAGUUGGAGUCAUGUCUGCAGCAUAAAGUUCCAAUAUUGAUGAACACUCAUAAAAUAGGACUAUUAGUCAUCGAUUCAAUAGCCGCCCCUUACAGAGUGGAAGACUGGAAGGGCAGUAGGGCGAAAAAUUUGAGAAACGUUGGAAGACAGUUACACGAACUGUGUAAGAAUAAUGACUUGUGUGUGAUUUGCAUUAAUCAGGUUUCAGCAGUCAUGGAUAAUCACAGUUACACUUCCGAGGGUGUGGAUGAACAACCAGCUUUAGGAUUCACCUGGUCCAGCAUGAUCACUACUUCGCUAUACUUUUACAGAAGAGUCUCCUCGCGAUACGCUUGUGUAAUGCUGGCCUCACACUUGCCGAAAAUCACCUUUCAAUUCGAGGUCCUUGUUACAUUUGUCGUCUGGUAUUCUGCUAACAUCCUAGCGUCAAACGGGUCGGUCGUUCUUACAUCUAUAUUUGCAAUAUCACAAUUCAGUAUCAACCUUGAAGAAAGCAAUGCGACAUGAAAAA